Molecule: messenger RNA, 3448 nt
Organism: Copidosoma floridanum
Lineage: Eukaryota; Metazoa; Arthropoda; Insecta; Hymenoptera; Encyrtidae
Gene: MEP-1
Product: zinc finger protein MEP-1
Biological process (GO): positive regulation of transcription by RNA polymerase II
Cellular component (GO): nucleus
Source: RefSeq, a predicted model, not a curated record
AUUCGGCGGUUCCAAAUGGAAUAAAUAAUGGCUACGAUGACAACGAGGAUGACAUCUCGUUUGCAAGUGACAAACAUCGCAAUUCGCGCCUAAGGAAUCGCGGUGUGAGCGAGAAUAGUGUGGACAAUAAGGAGGAAGCGAUGGAAGUCGAUUCUGCGGAACCGGAGACCAGUAGCCACGAGGAGAACGGUGACGGACCCGUCUCUUUGAGUUCGGACAAAACAAGUGAUGCCGUCGUCCUUGACGACGAAAGUGAGGAUUUAGUGAAAAAGCAGAACGCGCGCGGAAAAAACAGUUCCGUCAGCGAGUCGAUGGACGUUGACGUGCGCAGCAGUACCUCGGACGUUGAGUGCCUUGGUGACGAGGACGCUGAGGAUGAGGUGCACGACGUUGACGAGGAAGACGUAGUGAACGAUGAGGAAAAUGACGAUGAUGACGACGACGACGACGAUGUUGUUGAAGAUGAGAAGGACCGUGCUAUCGAACUUGUCGAUAGCAGCCUCGAGAACUCGGACCUUAAGAUUUGUGAGGAAAAUGGCAGUCUUGGCAGCCCAGACAUUGAGGAAAUCACAGAUGGGGGUAAGAGUAACGGUCACGAUGACGAGCACGCGUCCAAUGAGACCACUCCGAAAAAGACUGCUAAAAAGCCAGUGGAUCUCAGUAACGUUACGCCUCGUAGGAGCUCUCGAAACGCCAAUCGAAAGACCUACCUGGAACGAGAUUUAGAAGACGACAACAGUAUGACUAUCGACAACAGUUCGGACAUUGAGGAGAUCAAACUAGAAGAUCCCCUGGCCGAAGUUGACAGCAAAGACAAAGAAAACUCCAAGCUCAAAAGCUCGUUGUCGUCGCCAUCGUUGGCUUCGUCAUCACUGAAGAACCUUUCUUCAAACAAAAACACAAUCGUCGUAAACGAUACGAAGCGGCUAGUAGAAAUAGCAGCUGGUAGUAAAAAUAUGAAAGGUGGCAAGAAGGAGCCCACUUUGGUCAUAAUAGACACAAACUCAAUUCUGUCAGGCAAGGGCGGCGUGCCCGUCUCAAACAGUUCAAAGUCACACCAUCAUCACCACCACCACCAUCAGCAGCAUCAACACCAAUCGUCCUCGUCAAAUUUGCAUGGGAUGUCAAGUUCCAGCUCGAGUUCCUUCUCAAUGAUGCCGAUCGGUGUUGGCCCUCAACAAAUGUACGGCAAUACCCGAACGACCAUAAUGCCCGUGCCAAUGAAGGCGCCUCACAUCAGUAACAAAUCUACGACGAUCACACCUGUCAUGAAUCCGCUCCAUCAGCAGUCACUUCAGCAGCAUCAUCACCAUCAACAGCAACAGCAGCAACAACCUUUGCCGCAAAUAUUGCCGACUUUGACGGAUGAUAUGUUUGUUGUUGAGGCGCCGUCGUUUAUUGUACCUUAUGUAUACGAAAAGCCACCGCUUAAGCCCAUGAAGGAGUUUGUUGACAGAUUAGAUCACAGCAUUAAAGAAUUCGAAAAGGAGGAAAAGAUUCAAAAGCAGAAAGAAAAGGAAAAAAAUAAAGCUGAGGGCAAAGAUGAUGAAGACGAUAGCGACGAUGAAGAGAAGAUAGAAGAUAGAUUUGUAGAAAAAGAAAAGAGUGAGGAAGAGAAAAACAAAAGUUCUUCUUACUUUGAUUUACCCCUUGGUAAAUUUUUCAUCUCCAUUGGUGUUGGUCUCGUGCAAGAAUAUGUACAGACUGAUCUUUUGCGCACUCAGAAACGCAAACACAGCAAAGGUGGCACGACAGCCGAAACUCAAAUGGCAAUUAACUCCCUUAUAAAGAAUCUUGAAUUCAGCAAAGAAAAUAACGAGCCGUUCCGAUUCGAGCUCAAAAAGUGCGAGUUCUGCAAUUUCAAAACUGAGUCGGCAUUGGUCAUGCAGCACCAUCUUGAGACGCCUCAUAUGCGUAACUAUGUGUACAAAUGUAACUUUUGUACAGUGGAGGUUCGCAGUCCACAUGACAUUCUGUUUCACAUGGAAGCAGAACACAACACGCGGGGAAGAUUGGAGCGCAGUCCAGCUUUCCACCAAUGCCCAAACUGUCCAUUCGAGGACAAUCAGAAGGGUAAACUUACGCGGCACAUUCUUGCUUGCCAGAAAAAGUUUCGACCCGAGAGGAAUCUAGAGCCGUCGAUGGAUUGGGAACCACCUGCGAAAAUUCCCAGGCUCAAUCGACCACGGAAUAUGGGUCCUCAACCAUCUCCAAGUGCCUUGGCAAUGGCGAUGAACGUCAAAGGACAACAGUCUGUGCUGCCUAAGUUGUUGCCCGCGCCGGUCACUGGUAGAGGUAGAGGAAGGCCACCUGUGCAUCCGAGGUACCCAGACUUGAAAAAUCUCAGACCGACUGGAGUGCCACCCAAUAUGCGACAAGAUAAUAUGUCAAGCAUGAUGUAUCGGCCAACUUCGUCAGGACUAAUGGUGCCUAAUCCAAAUCAAUAUUACAGUAAUAACCAAAUAUUCCAGGUGGUGGGUGGCUCUGGGACUGUCGUUUCGGCUGUAUCAGGGUUGAGCAGCAGUAGUGGCAACAGUUCCGGACGACCCAUGCCCAUUGCCCUAUUACCCAACGUUAGUGAAUCCCAGUCUAGGUUACUCUCGGCACAGAAUACUUCGGUUACCACUUCUGCUGGCAAAAACCCAACAGCUAAAUUAAUGAGUCAACCAAGUAUAUCGAUAACUCCUCUACCUCGCACAGCACCGCAGCCCUCAGCUCCUGGUUCAGGCAGUCCAGCAAGGACCGGAGGGAAGAGCACGUUCGUUAUAUGUGAAAUUUGCGACGGCUAUAUUAAAGAUUUAGAGCAGCUGAGAAACCAUAUGCAGUGGAUUCAUAAAGUCAAGAUACACCCAAAGAUGAUUUAUAAUAGACCGCCAUUGAACUGCCAAAAGUGUCAAUUUCGGUUUUUCACAGAUCAGGGUUUAGAAAGACAUUUACUUGGAUCUCACGGCUUGGUUACCUCCAGUAUGCAAGAAGCUGCCAAUAGAGGCAAAGAUGCAGGUCGUUGUCCGGCUUGUGGACGUGUUUAUCAAUGGAAAUUAUUAAAUCACGUGGCCCGAGAUCAUAACAUGACCCUCAAGCCGGCACAUUUAUCUUACAAAUGUACCGUCUGCACUGCCACAUUCGGAAUGUAUAAACAAUUUGAAAAUCAUGUUUACAGCGCGCAUAGUGUCGUAGCCAAACGCGUUGUAGACAAGAAGAGCAGUGCUCCUUCGCCGCCGUCCUCGAGAUCCAGCGAUUCGCUCCUGAAACCUUUAAAGAUCAACGACGAGAUCACCAUUAUUCCGCAACCAGCGAAAUCAACAUCCAGGUCUGUGCCCCAGGGUCGUGGCAAAUAGCAAUGAUAAGCCAUUGCAGACAGAAAUAAUGAAACUUUCUCAGCCACUCACUAAAAAGCAUCACGCAAGUGUAAGCACUCGUGGUAUUCAAGUAUACUUUAGUUAAGAAA